Linum trigynum is the source of this 5299-nucleotide messenger RNA. The record is from the annotation of a GenBank genome assembly. Lineage: Eukaryota; Viridiplantae; Streptophyta; Magnoliopsida; Malpighiales; Linaceae.
UUUGCCAUUUCUUGGGUUGGGUGGGUUGUGCUCGGGUUUUAAACACCCAAUCCAAAACCAACCCGACAUUUGUUGGAUUUUCUAUUCUAUAACCCUCACCCACCCAUAUAUUUUAGUUUCGGGUGGUUUGCUCUGGUGGGUUGGGUUUCAGGUGCUUUUGUUCACCCCUAAUCCUCAAUAUUGAAUUGAACAAGUCGAUUAAUCGUGGUUAAACUGUCCGACCUUAGAAUUGAGUGAGGAAGUAAGCCGAUUACCUAUUGUCUAAACCGAGAGGGUCGAGUGACACGACAUUUCAUCCUCACCUCGGUUUAGAAAUUGAGACUGUGGUCUCCGAAUACAUACACUUUCUGCUAAGCCGUUAAUUGCACAUGUUUUUACCCCUAUUCUGGAGCCGUUUGAGAUGGUAAUUUUCGUGUUUUAGGCCGAUUUCGCGCUAGGUUGUGUUUGUUUGUGAUAUUUCAGGUCCUAGCAAGUGAAUGAAGGUUUAGGAGCGAGUUCGGGGUCGAUUGGACAAAGAUCGGGCGCGAGGGAAGUCAAAAAGGAAGCCACACGGGCACACCCACAACUCACACGGCCGUGAAAGUGACCACUUUGGCCGUGUGAGAUUGUGCGAGCCUUCACACGGCCAGCCCUGAUUGUCACACGGCCGUGUGAAGUUGCACUUUGGCCGUGUGAGAUUUUGCGAGGCUUCACACGGCCAGGCUGGGUAAGCUACACGGCCGUGUGACCCUGGCCGUGUGGGAAGCCUGAAGUGCGAUUAAUCGGAACGCGGCGUUUUGACCUCACACGGGCAACUGGGUAUGCCACACGGCCGUGUGGCCCUGCCCGUGUGAGUCGGGAAUUUCUGGUUUUUACCCAAUUUCGGGCUGAAAGUGGGAGAAUCGAGUUUUGAGAGCAAAAACAGAGCCCUGGAGAGAGAAAGUACGAAGAACACAUCCUAGAAGCUAUCUUGGAGCUGGGUUUCAUCAAAUCAAGCUUGGAGAUCGUCAUAGGAGUGGAAAUCAUCAUCCCAGAGCAGAUUUUCCUCAUCUUUAUGAGUAUGACUACUCUGUAUUUUGUUUUCCUCUCUCUCUAUGGAGUAGAAACCUUCUCUCACUUGGGUAUGAAGAACCCUAGUUCUAUGUGUUAGGGAUUUGAUUGUAAUGACUUGGGAUGAUAUUACUGCUUGGUUUUAAUCAAAUGAUGCAUGUUUAUUGAGUCAAUUGAAGUCUGAUCAGCUUUUCCUGAUUUCUGCUGCAACCUGAGAUAGAUAGAAUCUGAUUAGGUUGUUAGAGCCUCAUCAUUCGGUAGUAGGAGAUUGGCUAUACGAGAGUUAGCCAGUUUACUGCUUUGUACUGGAAUUCAAUUCCAGUAGUGGAGUUCUGUUCUUACUGCUUCAGCUUUCUAUCCCGGUGAAGACUAGUCGUCUGCCGGGUAGUUAGUCUGAGAGGGCUUGGUCAGCUUAAGAGAUUCCAAGCUAUUGUCGGAUCUUCCGCAGUCUAAUCAACAGUAAAUCAACCCAGGGAAAUUGCAUUUGAAACCUAACUAAGGAGCUAGGGGGACUCAUUCCCGAGUGACUCUUCUUUGCUUGAGAAAAUCGUACCGAUUCCUGCUUUCUUUCUGCUUUUGCUUUAACCAACUAACACUUAACUUAGUUGGCUAGAUAAUAGAUAAUCACUGAGUAAGCAGUAGAUCUAGACCCCGGGUUGAUAAUAUAACUUGCCACUUUACUGCAGUCCCAGUCUGCGAUUACACUUGGUCGCAGAUUGGUGUUGUGUUUUGGCGUGUCACUUUCCUCUUCGGUUCACGAUUAACGUGCCCAAGGCAUUCGUUACAACCCACGUAGUAUGGUAGCGGUUAAGGGGGAAGUGAAUCCCAAGUGAGUUUCCCACAAAAGAUUUUUCAAACCAAAUUACUUUUGCUUUCUUUCAUUUCAAUUGGCAAACCUUUAAACCAAAGUUUUAUCGCUAGAUAAUGAUUUCAACAACCGAAGUAGGGGUAGACGGACCGACCAGGGUCGAUAUAUAGAUACUUGCCUUAUACUACACCCUAUUAGAGCUUAAAAACUUGGGCUCUAAUUGGGGUUUCAUUUUAAUGUAGUUUCGAGCGAGUCAAGUAUCCACAAUUAAAAUGAAAAGGUCGCUUAGUGUUAGUCUAGCAUUUUCUAUCUUGCCUUUUUUGUUUAUGUUUUACGUUUCGUGUGUGUUAUGUUUACCCACUCUUCUCGUAGAAAGGUUGUUUGAUUUUGUUUUUGUGUUUUUGUUUAAGUAGGUUGAAUCAUGGAUCCCAAUGGCUUCUACAACAUGUGGGGGUAUCCACAACCACCCAAAUGGGGGUACCUCGGAGCUUCAUGGAGUAACCAAGAAAGUGGAAGCCAAGGAACCGGGUUCUAUGAUCAACCUCCCUUCCAAGAAGAACAAGCAUACCAUUGGGGAUUUCAAGAAGCUCCCCCAUAUGAAGAAAACCUCCCUCCUCAAGUUGAGGAGAAAUCCAAGUUGGAGUUAGCCAUGGAGGCUUUCAUGGCACAACCCUCAAAGAGCAAAUUAGAGUUCAUGGUGGAGCGGUUUUCUCGAGGCACGGAUGAAGAGUGCUCGAACAUGGAUCUCCCACAACCAGAAGUGAAGUCCAAGUUGGAGCUUGCCGCGGAGAAUGUUACAAGAACAAGCUCCAACACGGAUUUCCAACCCCUCCCUCCUCCCGGUUUGACACUUUUGGAGAAGGUGGAACGGGCUUGUGCAAGCUAUCACCUCUCAUUAUUGGAGGAGAACGAGGAGGUUGAAAGGGCGAGCAAUGACAACCAUGUGGAGCAAGACGAACUCACCCCAGAGAACUCCCGUGGUGAGGAUGAACAAGAAGGUUGCAUUGACGAUCCUCAUCAUCUUCCCCUUCCCGAGAGCAACCUUGAAGACCAAGACACGAGUGUGGAGGAGCAAGAGAAUCCCUUCUAUGAGCUUGCAUGGCGUCUUGCCCUCCAAAGCGUGCUUGAAGACAUGAAUGUGAAGAAGAGGUUGAAGGGGAGGAAGAAAGUAUUGAAGAGGGGGAAGAUCUCGAGUGUUCCCAAGGGGAGGAAAUUAAAGAAGAAGGAAGGGAGGUUGAGGAAGAAGAAGAAGGAGCACGCGGUGUCCGAGCAAUGGACGAGGUCGAGGUGGAUGAAUCAUCCACAAGUUACAUGUGCUAUGAAAGCUUUCCACCAGACCUCGAUGCGCUUUUGGAGAAGGACCCGUUUGCGGCUCUUUGCCAAGCCAAGUCUAAGCCAUCAGCGAUCCCCCUUGGUGGAUGCGAUGGAAGUCAAGCGAGCUUUCACUACAUGGUGUGGGGCAAAGAGAAGAAAGAAGAAGAGGUCUCAUGGGUGGAGCCUCAAAGCCACUCAAGGUCACGAGCCCUCAAUCAUGGACUCGUCCAAAGCUCGUGACUUGAGACACCACCUCACCGAUGAGAGCCUCAACUUCAAGGAGGUUCUUGGGUGGACCGAAACUUGAAGAGAAAUCGUCCGGCUCACGAUGUUAAAGAAGCGCUUGGUGGGAGGCAACCCAUCUACCAUCGGUUUGUUUGCUUUCCACUCCAAUAAGAAGACCAUUGAAGAGAUUUUGGUGGUGUUUUGGACGUGACCACUCUCUUCCGGAUCUCACCCACCCUCCGUUCCUAAGCACCAACAUUCACAGCUUGACUGGUAACAUCGUUCUAUCCCCUUAUUUUACGCCAUUGAGGGCAAUGUCGAGCUUAAGUGUGGGGGUAGUCUAUUAUGCAUGUGUGUGUGUGUGUGUGUGUGUGUGUGUGUGAAUGUUUGGUGUGAUUUUGAAUGCUUGGAGCCUAGUUGUAUGCCCAAAUUUUCAAAAUUUGAGGGCUCCAAGCAUAACAACUUCUACAUUUGCAUGAUCAUAGUGGCAUCUUGUGGUGAUUUGUUUUGAAUCUCGUGUUUAUUAUCAUGGUCUAUGGAUGAUUUUCUUGUGAUUGUGUGCAACCUAUGAUGAUGACUGAGACAUGUAUUAGGUUUGUGCAUAGGUUCAUUUCUCAUACGUUUGUGAACCGAUAGAUGUUUUGAAUCGGUUACUUGCUUUUCACAGUUGCUUAUGCAUCGAGUUUAGGGAGUUAGAACGAAUGAUUGAGCACCUAGGUAGCCAUGUGAGACUAAUGUCAUUCAUUUCGUUCUUGUGCGAUAGUUCCCCUUUGACAUGAUGUGUAGCAUUCACGUUGUUGCUAGCGAGGAAGAUGGAAGGCAUAGGUUUAGUCCACGACCCAAAUGCCGAUCUCAUUAUCCCCUAGUCAACCCUUUUGAGUCGUGUGUCUAAGGGUCACUCUCAUUUUAGGUAGCUCUCGCUAUUUGAGCUUGAUUGAUUUAGAUAGAACGACCCUACUUUUUUCAUGUCUGCACCGUUAUCGAGUCACCCUUGUGUUUGGAAGCUCCAUUCAUAGCAUUUGAGCUUAAAUGAAGUUCCGCAUGAGUGAUUUGUGUACGGUUUUGCUAAGAGGUGAAGUGAGUGUGGGGGUAGUUUUUCGAAGUGAGCAUUGUUCCUUAAGUUAAAAAAUGUGGCAUGUUUAUAGCUCUCUUUAGCCCCCAAAGAAAAGAUAAGGAAAAAAAGAGAAAAAAAGAGAUCAAUAAGAGGGCAAAGAAGAAAAAAGAGUGGCCACCAAAAAUAUAAUAAAUGUUGAACAUACUCUUAGAAGUGUUGCUUAACAUGCAAGUUUUAGGAAAACUUACAUGUUGUUUGCCUACCACACUCUUGUGCUUAAAAUUGAAAAGCAAAGGUAGCAAGAAAUAUUGUUGCGAAUGGUUUGGUGAUUGGUUGUGGUUUGGAAUAGAGGGAAGCGUGGUUUUUGUUCGUUGCUAGUGGCCAUUGACUAUGGUAGAAGGUUCUAUUCGAAACCAUAGAACCUUGUGUCUUAGGUUGAAGAUGUGGAACCUCGUGUUUUGUUUGUCACCACCCAAAAAGCCUUUUCCCAUGUCCUAGACCCUAGCCAGUCAUUUGAACCUGUGUCUAAGACCUCCGGACAAGCUAGCAACGACACCCAUCUUGUGAACUCUAAUAUUUAGAGGCUAUCUUCAUGAUAAAGGGACGUUAGGAUUGAGCGUGAAUAUGCACAUCUUUUGCAUCAAAUGGUCCUGACCCCACCGGUCGAGAGUGAGUGAUUCAUUCAUCAUGUUUUGUUCAUUUCUUAUACCUCGGUGAGGACCUAGGUUGCUCGAUCGUUCGUUCCUAUGAUGUGAUCUUCAUGCAUGAGUAACUGUGAUUGGUGAGUUGUCAAGGAAUGUUGUGUGUGGGUUCGUGAAUAAUGUGACAACUCUUCUUUUUCGUAAUCUUAAUACAGUUGAAUGUCGUUU